GGCAGAAUGGUUCAGGUAGGACUCCACCUGGAGAAGUUGGAAUUAUUCUUCCUGACCCACUGAUGCUUCGCAGAUAGAAGCAGAAUUGGCAACGUAUUGUGUAUCUCAGCGGGUGAAUUGAUCCAAGCUGAAAUAUUUUCCAUCCUUUCAAUCUCACACAAAAAAGGUAUCAUAACUCAUGAUAUGAGUAAUACAUCUGUUACAAGCUGCAGUCGUUAGACUUUUUACGGCUUCCAUUACUCUCAGAGAGCCAGCUGAAUUCUGCAAGGCUUUGAAGCAGAAUGGUUCAGUUAGGACUAAGACCAGGAGAAGUUGGAACUUGCAGAGCUAGCAAACCAGUCUUCGCGCCACCACCAACUCCACGCAGCUCUUCACUGGCAGAGCAAGUAAACUACUCCCCCAAAAAGCCUGGGAAUCUGGCUUCAUUGGCUUGCCGCUAUAUAUUUCAUCAAAUCCAGCAUGCUCCAACGCAGCAGAAUCCAGGGCAUUCACCAUCUCAGCAGUCAGCUCGAUCACCCGAUCGCUCAGAGAGAAAACACUUCCGGGAUUCCGUGACGCAAGCAAGCAUGCCGCGCCACCUCGCGCUGCGCCUGCACGCGAUCGCCGCCGCGCUGCCGGCGUCGUCCGGCGGCCACGGCCACCCCGGCGCCGCGGUGGCGGCAGUGGCGGCGUUCCUGGCGCUGUGCGCGCUGGCGCUGGCUCUAUGCGCGUCGCACUCCGCGCCGGGGCCGGGGCGGCUGCGGCGCGCGCUGGCCAGCGUGAGCCGGCGGCGGACGGAGCCCGUGAUCGCGGCGGUGCACCAGGUGCAGCCCGGCGGCGGGGAGGCGUCGCCGUGCGUGUGGCAGAGGGGCAUCCUCAUGGGCGGCAAGUGCCAGCUCCCCGACUUCUCCGGCGUCAUCAACUACGACCCCGCCGGCAACCUCGUCGCGCCCGCCCGCCCCGGCCGCGCCGUGCCGGCGCUCGGCUGGUGAGGGCCUGAGGGGCAGAGGGCGGUGGCGGCCAACGUGAGACGACGCCUAAACAUAACAGAGGGUUUGGUCGAGCGGUGUUGGACCAUUGUUAGUUCAUGAAAUUCGUGUGCUCCGUUUUCUUUUUGGAUGUUCAUUCCUUGAUAAUUUCGGCGAAUAACUAAGUUGCCAUGUGGAAUUUGUGUUCUUGGGUUUAACUUGAGUUACCUGGUGUAGCAACAUGAAAAACCACUAUAUUUUUGAACCAAUUGCACCAAAUAUGAGAUCACCGUAUCGGUUUGGUUGAA
This is a messenger RNA of Setaria italica (foxtail millet), 1255 nucleotides long. RefSeq lists its product as uncharacterized. NCBI's taxonomy places the organism in Eukaryota, Viridiplantae, Streptophyta, Magnoliopsida, Poales, Poaceae. The record is from RefSeq and is a predicted model, not a curated record. Bases 282 to 971 code for a protein of 229 amino acids. The transcript has a single exon.